AUGGCAAACCGGACUUUCCAGUAUAAUUCAUUUGCAUCUACUGACAUAGCAGCUGGGGCCCAGGCGGUCAAUCGUAGCUCAGUGGCAGCUUUGACCUUUUUUGUCUGGGAUAUUCUUAUAACUCUUGAUGAUGAGAUUGAUUUGAUUUGGCCACCCAUUCAUGACAGACCACUCCUCCUCGUAGGUUCCGAGCUCACACCGUAUUUCCAUUUCACGCCUCGUGAUUGUUACAUUUGGCAAGUAUACCAGGGUGUUGCAAUGCUCGUUGUCGUUGCACUCACGGAUAUCAUCCUUCUUUUGAGAGUCAAUGCCAUGUAUAACCAGCAAAUUGUAGUUCGCCGUACUGUUACCUUCCUAUUUUUGCUGGAAAUCGUUGGCAUGUCUACGGGUCUGGCCCUUGCACUUCCUGGGAUACAAUAUGAUCUCCUCUGCGUUGAUACCCACGUCCCUCUUACAAUUGCUUCCUAUGGGUGA
This is a messenger RNA of Psilocybe cubensis, 474 nucleotides long. RefSeq lists its product as uncharacterized. Bases 1 to 474 code for a protein of 157 amino acids. The transcript has 5 exons. Lineage: Eukaryota; Fungi; Basidiomycota; Agaricomycetes; Agaricales; Agrocybaceae. The record is from RefSeq and is a predicted model, not a curated record.